AUGGACACCCCUAAGAUACCCGGUCCUCAGGACGAGGGAGAGAAGCAGGUGCUUCAGAACCUAAACGAAAUCCUGACUCAGCUACAGCUUCGAAAGCUCGACCGAACGACCUACGUCCGCACUCAAGAUGUUAUGGUGCUGUACGAUCGGACCAUCGAGCAAGUCAAGCAACUUAACGAGAUAAGGAAUGGGAAGAAAACCGACGAGAACACAGUCGACAGAGUGGUGGACAGCUGCUUCCAACUCUUGUCCCUGUUCUUUAUGACCAUAGGGCGAAACAAUGAGGCGCCGGCGGCCUACGCAUUGACUUCGACCAUCAAGCGAUUACUCGAUCACCUUACCGAAGCCGAUAUCUUCUCGGCCAAAGACCUUGAGAGCAUGUCGCAAGCCCUGGAACGUUUGUCGGCAAUCGUGGAGAAUCAUUCCCGUAGCAAGACAACACCGCUCCUCGAAACUCUCCUCUCGAAUCGCGUAUAUCGUUGUCGAGAAUCGUUGGCUAAUCUCAAGAAGAAGCUCGAGGUAUAUGCCGAGCCGAUACUGGCAACAUAUGAGAAGCUUGUUUCCAUACUGCGGCAAACGGCUGCCAUCAACACCAAGUCCACGUUUAAACCGGAGGACAUUCACAAAUUCCAAGCACAACUGAAGGAGAUCGACGAGAAGCGAGUCGACGGACACUUCAUUGAUGCUGAUGGCAGCGUUUUGGCAGGAAGCGAGCAAGUGUGUUUUCUGCUUGACAGGUGUCAGAAUUACACCGAAGUCGUGCUAGAGAAAGCUGGCAAGUUUCCGGAGCAGUGGAAACACAUCUAUGAUAUUCUGAUCGGCAUACGAAACGAACUCGACAAGCUCUCAUUGACUCAAGCCUGGUCACUACGAGAAACUGACUUGUACGACUACCAACGGCAACUUGACAAGAUCGAUAAGAAUAGAGUAGAUGGCAACUGGCUGGACGAGAAGGGCCAACCUGCUGACCUUUAUGUUCAACGACUGACAGCGAUACGGACACUUCUGUAUCUCAUCCGAAAAAGUUAUGGUUACAUUUAUCAUUUGAUGAUAUCGUCGGAGCCGGUUUCUGAGGCACUCCUGCCGAUAUACAACCAGCUUCACACUCUAAAGCGCUGUUUGGUCGAGGUCCAGAACAGCGGAGGUGUAUCAUCCGUUCGCGAAUUGUACCCCUACAGCAUGAAGCUGCACUCGAUUGACAAUAUGAAAGUUGACGGCAAGUUUAUGGUUGGAGAGGAUAUCCCCGAGGGCCAAGGUAGCGUGGCGGAACUACUGGCCGAGUGUUUCGAACUUAAUUACGAGCUGAGAGUUGCGGCCGAAGCGGCUGCUGAGAAGGAAGGGCAGCCUUAGAAGUAUCAGUCACGACGGGAAUGAGGACAAUAGCGGCGUUCAGGGGACUUGACAUUAGUGCGAAUCAAGGGUGUAUGAUGCUUGUGGGAUUCACGAUGCAUGCGUGCCUCGCGGCUGCGGUUUCCACAUCUGCAAAAUGAGUGGAUAGAUUUGGGCGUGUCCUCGAUGGUACACAUUGGUAGUGGCCUGUGUCGGCGGAAGCUAAUAUUACUCCCGAUGCAUCCCAGCCAUUAUGAGACUGUAAACCUCGAGCAAAGUUUGAUCAGGUUGGCCUCAGGGAUAUCUGAAUGCAAGUUUGACCUAGAAACAAGUGAGUAAGGGCGCGGACGAGAUCGCAAAAGGCAAUGUAUUGGAUAUCACUUACAGGCCAUAUCUGCGCCUGCAUAGAAACAUUUGGUUAGCCGCCUGCUCGUAAUGAAAUUAUUUCCAAGCCACCAUGGG
This is a messenger RNA of Pseudomassariella vexata, 1791 nucleotides long. RefSeq lists its product as uncharacterized. Gene Ontology annotation, cellular component: cytoplasm; nucleus. Bases 1 to 1350 code for a protein of 449 amino acids. The record is from RefSeq and is a predicted model, not a curated record. The transcript has 6 exons. NCBI's taxonomy places the organism in Eukaryota, Fungi, Ascomycota, Sordariomycetes, Amphisphaeriales, Pseudomassariaceae.